Messenger RNA from Formica exsecta, 7273 nucleotides. It is a transcript of the gene olf413, whose product is annotated as MOXD1 homolog 2. Gene Ontology annotation, biological process: dopamine catabolic process; octopamine biosynthetic process; norepinephrine biosynthetic process. NCBI's taxonomy places the organism in Eukaryota, Metazoa, Arthropoda, Insecta, Hymenoptera, Formicidae. The record is from RefSeq and is a predicted model, not a curated record. Gene Ontology annotation, molecular function: copper ion binding; dopamine beta-monooxygenase activity. The coding region runs from base 724 to 2715 and encodes 663 amino acids. Gene Ontology annotation, cellular component: secretory granule membrane. The transcript has 9 exons.
GGUCGCAGUGGCGCUUCAGUUCACAGGCUGGUACCGUGGCGCGCGGUUGGCUGGCCUGCGUGCGGUGUGCGCGUCUUCUUGUCGAACGAAGGGAAGAGAGAGCCGGUUGAAAUUUUCGAUCGUUUAACGUGACAAAAGACGAGAUAACGACAACGGUUUCUCGCGAUUGGAAUAAUCGACUUCGGCGAUUAUUCUCCAUUGAGUGAUAUUCUCGACUUUAAUCCGACGUAUCUCUUUCGUCGCGCGAGAGAAAACAAGCUAGUAUUUUUCUUCUCGCGGCCAAUCGAUUAUGACGAAAUCUGUCGAUUGCGAUCAGUGUGAAUAGUGCUACGUCUACUUUAACCGCGCAAAUUGGAACGCAACUUUCAGAGUGUCGCGACGACGAACAGAUUGAAGUGACGCGCGGAUAAACAGAUCGAGAGAGGCGCGAGUGGUUGUCUAUCAUCGACUCGUCGCAGAGAAUUAUCGGCUCGGGUUAUAGAAGGGCGUAAUCGAGGAGCUCGUAAAGUGAGUGAGUGACAGUGGCGGAAGUGUGUGAUCGCCAGGACGACGGAGGAUAGGAGGGAAGUUCUUAACGACGUGAGUGUAUAGCGAGAGAGGAUCAUCGUUUCUCGAGGAUCGAGACGACGCGUCGCGACGCUCGUCAAAAACGUAACGGACCCGGACACAUCUCGCCGUCGUCUAUACUUUUGAGUGAUGUUUUGAGCACUACCGCGCGGAAAGAUGAAGACUGCGGUUGGUUCGCUCCUCCUUCUCCACCUCCUCAUCAUCGGUGUCGUCUCCGUCGAGUGGAAGCACAGCGCUGUUCUGGACAACAAUUUCUUGGUGCUGUGGACGCCCGGCGAGAGGGAUGUUACAUUCGAGAUCCAAGUGAAGACCCUCGGCUAUGUCGGACUCGGUUUCACGAAGGACGACGGCGGCGCCGGGGCUGACAUGGUCAUCGGUUGGGUCGAUAAUAACGGCCAGGUCCACCUUCAGGACCGGCACGUGAAGGACACCAGCAGGGAUCCGCAGAUGGAUUCGAGCCAGGAUUACCGGCUGUUACUGGGUUACGAGAACAAGACGCACACAGUGCUCCGUUUCAGCAGGCGAUACGACACAUGCGACCCGCGGGACUUGAAGAUCACGAACGACACGAUGCAAGUGGUUUGGCAAUAUCAUGUCGAGGAGCCGGUAUCAGCGGCCGGGGUCUUGCCCGAUCACGGCGCAGUACGAGGCUCGAGACCAUUGUACCUAGUGCAGAGGGACACGCAGCCCAGACGAAACUCACGUAAUCAGGACACGGAGCCGCCGCUGAAGAUCUGGGACAUUUUGAACAAACAGGUUCGUUUACCCAUGGGGCAAGACAUGCUGCUCUGGUGCCGUGUCCUGAGGAUGCCGAGCAUUAAUCACAAACACCACGUCGUGAAGUAUGAACCAGUUAUUCAGCCAGGAAGCCACGAAUACCUGCAUCACAUGACCCUGUAUGAGUGCCGUGGAGAUCAAGCCGAAUUGGAAUCCGCGGCCGAAACGAGCGGGAGUGUCUGUUAUGUUCCUGAUAAACCUGCAUUCCAGUGCAACACGAUCGCGGCCACUUGGAGUCUCGGUUCUGAGGGCUUUAAUUAUCCGCCGGAGGCCGGAUACGCGCUCAAUCCGUACACGGGGCCGCGCUACUACAUGCUGGAGACCCACUACACGAAUCCGCAGCUGGACGCCUUCAUCAGCGACAGCAGUGGCCUGCGUCUCCUUUAUACCGAUCGGCUGCGCGGCCACGACGCCGGCAUCCUCAGCAUCGGCAUCGACCCGAACUGGCGGCACAUAAUACCGCCAGGCCAACCCGAAGUGGUCUCCGAGGGCCACUGUAUCGCCGAAUGCACUGGCCAGACGAUACCGAAUAGCGGCAUCAACAUGUUCGCCGUGAUCAUGCACACCCACCAGCUUGGUAGGAAGGUCCGCCUGCGGCAGAUCCGCAGUGGUGAGGAACUAUCGCCGAUUGCCGCCGAUACCAACUACGAUCCCAAUUAUCAGGAGUAUCGGAGACUCCAGAGACCGGUCAAGGUGUAUCCGGGUGAUCACUUGGUCGCCGAAUGCACGUACUCGUCCGAAUCGCGGGGGGCCAUCACGCUCGGCGGCUUGGCAACGAGAGAAGAGACUUGUCUGGUGUCUGCUCUCUAUUAUCCUCGCAUUGAGUUAUCUCUCUGCUAUUCUUUACCCUCGUUACCGACAGUCCUGCAUAGCUUGGGAAUCCAGAAAUUAGUACAGGGUUCUAGCCCGGUAAUGAUCCAGGAGCCGCAGAAAUUGGCGGGUAUGACGCUGGAGGAGCGACUAAUCAGUUACGACUGGGAGUCGAACUUCCAGACCUUCCAGGAAGCCACCCGCGGGGGCACGUUUAAGCCGCUGUGCGGCAGCAGCAAGGGCGCUUUGCCCGGCACGGACAACCUCGAGGUGCACUACCCGCGCAUCCUCAGGCCUUACGAAGAGGCGAGCGUGCCCUGCGCGAAGAAGCCGCUGCGGAACAAAUUGUCGAUGCUGCUGAGCGAGGACGACGACAUCGGCGCGCCAGUCGACCCUGACAGCGACGAGUCGAACGCGGUCGAACGAGGUCAGCUGGUGCGUAGCAAAGUAUCCCGCAGCAGCGACGCUGGACUCACGGCCGGUAGUUCCUGCGGACGUACAGUAUCGGCAGCGGUUAUCCUGGCCGCCGUUACCGUCGUCGCGGGCGCCGCGUUCAGGUGAACAUCGCCGCUGGUCGAUCGGUCGUUCGAGUUUACUCGGAUCCAGGAUCGUCCUGAUGAUCGUUCAUCGCGAUCGAAUUCGCGGCGGAUGAUUCGCGAUACCGAGCAGCAGCAGCUGGAGUGCGUAAGUACAUGCCAAUCUCAGCGACGCGUUGUAACUUAGGCUUAGAUAGGUAUUAUCGUUCUCCGACCGAGCGCGCCCGGGAUUUGUCAAGAGAUUCGAUCGAUGGUUUUUCUUUUUCUUUCGGGCCGCGGUGGAAUGAUUUCUCCGGCACGGCUAGCGGAAUCUGCGCGUCGAAUAGUUUAGAAUGACGAUGAAAAUAAUCGAAACUGAUUGAGAUUUAUAACAUAUGUUUAAUUUGAGCGUGUAAGUUUAUACUGUUAAAAAUUUUGUUGACGUACCGCGCCGAUUUACAUUUGCGCGUUAUUGAUCGUAAUUUUUCAAAAUUGGAGUUACAUGUAACUUCUCAAGAAUAAGCAGUUUAUAAAAACUUGACACGCAUGCUCGUGUAACGCCAUGAUUUCGCCAGCCUUCAAUCGAGAACUUCGAAUUUCUGCGAGUGGGAAAGGACAAUUGCAAUCACCAUUCGGUGUAAAUGAAACUUAUAUACAAACAUAUAUCAUAGAAGAUGUAGUGGAAAUUAACGGAUCCACAUUAUCUCGACAUAUACAUAGGUGUUGAAGUAAAAUUAUGGUAAUUUUAUAUGAUAAAACAUCAUCAAAGAUAUCUCGUCCACCUGAUACUCGGAUUUUCCAGCCAGAAACGUUAACUCUUUCUUUCUUGGUUAGUAUAAUUAAUAUGAUCAUGUGUCGAGGAGAAAAUGUUUAAAAUAAGAAAUGUAGAAAUAAAUCUAACAUAUAGUAAUAAUUAAAAAUAUUUCAUUUUCCGGAAUAUUAUUUGAUCGAAUUAGAUAUUCUCUACAAAGAUUUGUGAUAUUUGAAGAUUUGACUUAAAAGGAGACUGUAUUGUCAUAUUUUUUUUAUAUGUCAAGGCAAAUAAUUCUAUAAAAGUUGUAGAUAUUUUUAAGAGAACAUCUAUGAGAAGCACCAAACGUGAAUAUACAUGUAUUUUUGCUCCGUAUAUUUAGAGAAGGUUCUUUCCCUGCAUUUUUAUUUUUGACAUUUGCAUGUUUUUUUUUUAAGUCGGAUCUUUAAUUUCUCCCUCUGUAAUAUUUUAGUAUAUGACGCGAUCUUUUGGGAUGAAGUUAAUUAAAUAUUCAUCCCAGUCGAAAAGCGCUCGACAGGAACGAGAGAGUUAAUGAUGCUGUAUUGGACGGAAACGGAUGUGGAUGCAUAGCGUGUUAAUUUCGCCCGCGGUGAAACCGAGCGCGAGAGAUCGGAUCUAUCGCGUUCUCGUUUCGCGAUCGGCUUUUCUCUUUCGCGAUUUCCGCUCGCGCGCACCGCUGUUAUACAAUAGAGAUUUUUUGCGAUACGGUAUUUCGAAAUAUCCAAGUAAACGCAGAAAUCCCACCGAUCGAUGGGAAAUACCUAUAAAUUACUGUGGAAAUUUUCUCACCUGAAAUUCUCAUUAUUAUUUAUACUCGCGACAUUUGCGUCUACUGUAUUCGAAAUUGCAUGCUAUCGCAGAGAAUCUGUAAUAUCCCGCGUGCUCGCGCAGGACGAUCGUAACAGGAUAUCUCUCGGAUACGAGCGCAUCGGCUGUGUCAUACGUUGGAUUCAAAAGUGUAAGUUGCACCUCAACGAAAAGGUAUAUACGCGGAUAAUAACGGAUAAUAACACGGGAGUUCUUCCAUUCUUUAUGUCAAAAUACAUUUGCUGUAAGCAUUCAAUAUACGUUGAUACGUAUCAACAAUCAAAAGUCCAAAAAAAAAAAAAAAACUGCAAAAAAGUUAAUCAAAUUUGUAUUGUAGAAGACUCAUAUGAAUCAUGCUUUAUGCAAAAUUAUUAUUUUUUUUUUUAUAUUCAUUACAUAUUUCCAAAGAAUAAAGAAAUAUAAUUAAUUAUAAUCAUACAUUGUUAAAAACAAUUACCAUUAAUCAAUUUUAUUCUUAAUAAUUUUUUAAAUUUUGCGUUUUGUAUAAUAUUGUAUUAAAUAUUAGUUUAUAUAAUUUUUAAUAUCAUGUGUGAGAGAGAGAACUGAUAAUAAUCGGACAAAUUCGUUCCAUACGUAUGCAGUUGCAUAAAUUGCUGGGAAGUAUUUCAUCCAUUUAUAUUUAAGUUAAUUAGUACGUCCCAUGAUCACACUGCCUGAUAAAACUGCCAUUCAUUGUCGUCACCUAAGCGUGAGCCAUUCCGUCAUUAUCGAUUUCGAGAUUAUUGCCUGAUGCAACCAUACGAAUGCUUGAAACUUUUUUUAAGUCGCAUUAAACUACAUCUAUAUUCGUCUCGAUGGCUGAAGGGGGAAUAAUUUAACAACGUGAGCAUUGAAAAUGCUAUUUGUCUUUUUGUCAACGUUGCCGAUCGAACGAGAGAUAUCUUCGCAAAUUUUCGCGGUUCUGUCGACAGAGCGUAAUUAUUUUAAAGCUUCUUUCGAUGUACUCGCGAGAGUUUAAUUGUUGGCUGUUUAUUUGGUGAUUGGGAACCGGUCGAGGCAUCGCAAUUCUCGCGAAAGAACGUUUCGCGGAUUCUAUUUUUCAGGGUACGACGUGGAGCCGAAGUUUUCAGCGCACUAUUUCCCGAUUUAAUUUAACACACCACAAAUUCAGUUGAAACACGACAAGAAAAUCGAAGCUUUCCUAUGAAGGGAAAAAUGUAGAGUCAAAUCUCGAGCAACGAAGAAUAAGUAAAUAAAACGAAAUCAAUAUAUUCAUGGCAACAUUUUAAUUUAAAAUCUCAUUAACUCUUUCCUUGUACAAAAAUAAAAAAAAAAAAAUAAAAAAAAAUUAAUCUGGGAGAACGGAAUUCGCGAGAAGUGUGCAUUGUUUUAUACGCUAGGAAUGUAUUUUCAAUUAUGAUGAAGAUUGUAUUCGCGAAAUCGAAUUUUUUAUUUCUCGCUAUUCCACGGAGAUUUUAAGAAAACAUCAUUUGUGGGAAAUAAUGUUCUGAUAAUUCUGGCAAGUAAACACGAUAAACCGGUAUAUGCUUCGACGUUCAUUGCUUCGCGUUCGCACGGUUCCCACCGAAGUCUGUACAUUUUGUUAAUUAGAUCGUAGCGAUAGGAAAUGCGUUUUUUAAAAUAAAGAUUAUAUAAGCAUUGGUUGAUUUGCACGCGAUAGCAAUUUCAUGCGAGAAUCUAAAUCUUGUUACAAGAAUCUCGUACUCGUAAUCUCUUUCGUUGAGCGUUUCACGCGAGGGUGUUACUUAUAUAUAUAACCAAGGUUUAUAUAUAUAUAUACAUAAAUAUAUAAAUAGAUACACUAUUAUAUAUAAAUAUUAUACAUAUUUGACGACUCUUUGUAACAUUCUGUACAGUUUAUUACGUGUAACAUUAUUCGCGCGCUUGUCAACGCUCGUUAUCGUACACGAGUGGUUAUUUAUUCCUUAUUUAAUGUAUAUAUAAAAAGAUUACUUGCGCAAAUCUUUCGACACAUCUUUCACUAUUGCGUACACAUACACAACGCAUAUACAUACACAUACUUUCUAUCUAUCUAUCUCGCACUAUCGAGAUUUUAAACGAGUCUGACACAGGGACACUCGAGAUUCUCCACAACAUAUUAUGAUUUCAACUAUCGAUUUUAUUAAUAUAUUAACGAUAUCGAGAAGUAAUGGAUAUGCGCUUGAUCAUGCGAUAAUUUGCGGUUGCUCAAUAUAUAAGUUAAGUUAUCAAUUAUAGUUUUGCGAUACUAUGAUUCAGCGAUUCUUCACUUUAUAAUGAUUUACGACGAAUCUUGUAAAAGAAAUUAUUUAAUUUUACCAAAGUCCUGUUUAUAUAUAGAUAUUCUCAAUUUAUUGAUUAAUAUUAAUACUAUUAUCAUCAUAUUUUCUGUUAUUAUUAGCUGUAUACUUCAAUUAGUUGCACAAUGCAAAUAAAUAUAAAUAUAUGACGUGCCUAAUAAACUUGUAAACGUUCUCAAGGGCUAAAUGAACGUAUUGAUCGAUACAAUCUGCAUGGCGAUUUGCAUUCGAUUCGAAAGCUUUUUCUCGAUAAUUUCCAUUUAAAUGACUCUCGACUCUCGGAUUUGUUCGUUACUCUAUCUCAUUUCGAAAUCAAACGAAACGGAAGUGUCCCUAAACACGCGCUGUUGCCGACUUCAAUUUUGCGCUGACAUUAACAGAGAGAAAAAGAAACGAGGAGCUUUGUUAGCCAAAAUCACUUUUGCAUUUUUUCAUCGAAUUCGUAUUUUUGGCAAAACAUUUUUCGGUGUUAAAGAUCGGGAAGGAUCUCUUCCCUUCCUGCUCCCCCUUCUAGUAUAGCGAAAUCUCAAAGGCGUAGACGCGAUUAAUUGGUAUUUCGCGGGCACGUGUAGUACAUUUUACAAUUUAAUAUUAACUGGUAAUUCGUAAAUGUGUCAUAGAAAAAUCUGUAUGUGUAGAGAAGAUUUUAGGGUAAUCGAAUGGUCGCGUCUUAACCCUUAAGCAGUCGCGAUAAGUCUCCCGAGUGUGUCUGACAAUAUUUAUUUAGUUGCAAUAUAGUAUAAUAAAAAAAUUUAUUACACAAA